This is a messenger RNA of Halichondria panicea, 2100 nucleotides long. Its product is annotated as DNA replication licensing factor MCM6-like. Bases 541 to 2079 code for a protein of 512 amino acids. Gene Ontology annotation, biological process: double-strand break repair via break-induced replication; mitotic DNA replication. Gene Ontology annotation, cellular component: nucleus; MCM complex. Lineage: Eukaryota; Metazoa; Porifera; Demospongiae; Suberitida; Halichondriidae. The record is from RefSeq and is a predicted model, not a curated record. The transcript has 10 exons. Gene Ontology annotation, molecular function: single-stranded DNA binding; single-stranded 3'-5' DNA helicase activity; ATP binding.
UCUUUUGUGAUUGUGUUAUGAGGAUCUUUACCAUCUUAUUACAAGUGAAAAUGGACAAGUGCCUAGCACACUCUGUAUCUGAAGCUGCAUCAGUUGCAUGGACCCAUUACACAACUACAGAGAGAGCAGAGCCACUGCUUGCGAGACUCCACUAUCAAUCAGAUCUCAAUAACCUCACUAAAAGUGACAAUCUCAAUGAACAAGAUGAAGUACCCACUGAUGACCAACCAAGCUCUGAAGAUGGACAAUUUGACCCCUACACGGCCCAGUCCCUAGUUUGUGAGCUCAACAAACAGGUGAUGAUGUUUCAAGCAUUAGCAGCAGAAGCCACGUUCAUUACACAGCAAGCUACAUUUGAGGUACAAGAGCAGCCCCUCCCCCCAGUCUAGGAUGAAACCAGAGAAGUGCAAGACAUCCCUGAAAAUAUUACGAUAGAAACCGUUGUAUCACAAAACACCACACGGCAGCAAAGUGAUGAAGUCAUAGCAAUGCAAGACAACGAUGCACACGUUGAUGUCCCCACGGAGAUGAGUCCCCUCCAUGGUCGUCUUGGGCACACCACCGAACAGCAUCAGUAAAACACCUCGCUUCAUCAACGUGUGCUUCAACGAUGAGGUGAAGCGAGGUGUUCUACUGAUGCUGUUCGGUGGUGUGCCCAAGACGACCACGGAGGGGACUCGUCUCCGUGGGGACAUCAACGUGUGCUUCAACGAUGAGGUGAAGCGAGGUGUUCUACUGAUGCUGUUCGGUGGUGUGCCCAAGACGACCAUGGAGGGAACUCAUCUCCGUGGGGACAUCAACGUGUGCAUCGUGGGGGACCCGUCCUGUGGCAAGAGCCAGUUCCUCAAGAGAGUGGAGGAGUUCAGUCCUCGUGCAGUGUACACUAGUGGCAAGGCCUCGACAACAGCUGGACUCACAGCUGCCGUGGUCAAGGACGAGGAGAGUCACGAGUUUGUUAUAGAGGCUGGCGCUCUCAUGCUCGCUGACAAUGGAGUUUGUUGUAUUGACGAGUUUGAUAAGAUGGACCUCAAAGACCAAGUAGCCAUUCAUGAAGCCAUGGAGCAACAGACCAUCUCAAUCACCAAGGCUGGUGUCAAGGCAACUCUCAAUGCUCGUACAUCCAUCCUAGCUGCGGCUAAUCCGAUUGGUGGUCGCUAUGACCGGUCAAAAUCACUCAAGAUGAACAUCCAGCUCACUGCCCCCAUAAUGUCGCGCUUUGACCUCUUCUUCAUCAUAGUGGAUGAGUGUAACGAGGUGACUGACUAUGCCAUCGCUAGGCGUAUUGUGGACCUCCACAGUCACAAGACAGAGGCAGUGGAGCGUGUCUAUUCCCUCGAGGAGAUCCAACGCUACGUAUUGUUUGCUCGUCAGUUCAAGCCUCGUAUCAGCCCCACCUCUGGUGAGUACAUGGUGGAGCAGUACAAGAAACUACGGCAGAGAGACUGCUCGGGCAUGGCUCGGUCGUCAUGGAGAAUCACCGUGAGACAGUUGGAGAGUUUGAUACGACUCGCGGAGGCCAUGGCCAGGAUCCACUGCUCUGAUGAGGUACAACCCAAGCAUGUGAAGGAAGGCUUUCGUUUGCUCAAUAAGUCCAUUAUUCGUGUGGAGACUCCGGACAUUAACUUUGACGAGGAUGAACAGAUCAUCAAUGUAAUAAAUGGGGACUGCAUGACCAAUGGUGAGAAUAGUGUCAAUGGCGAGAAUGGAGUGAACGGCCACACUCCAAUAGACCAAUCAGAUCCAUCCACCCAACCGCCGGUGAAGACCAAGAAGAUACGAGUUACGUAUGAGGAAUAUCGUAUCAUCUCCAACCUGCUCAUCCUGCACAUGCGUCAGAGCGAGGAGGCAGACAAAGAUUCUAGCGGAGUUCGUGAAGGUGACCUAGUGAACUGGUACCUGAAGGAGGUGGCGGAUGACAUAGAGAAUGUGGAGGAGCUGACAGAGAAGAAGCUCCUCGUGGAGAAGGUCAUCGAGAGACUUGUGCAACAUGACCACAUUCUGUUGCCAUUGGUGAUGGGGGAGGAGUCAGACGAAGAUCCAUUCCUGGUGGUUCAUCCCAACUACGUCGUUGAGACAUGAACACAUCGAACAUUAUUUUGU